CAAACAGUCAUAAUGUUCAGAGUUAAGGAUCUACUGCUCGCGCCGGAGACCUUCGACGAUCCGAUCUUUAGAAACCACCUUUGUGGCUUUCGAUUGUACGGGUAUGUGGCAUCCACGGACCAGAAGAGGCCUUGGUUUAGCCUCGUCCGUUGCAUAUUUUUCACGGUUUCGCUCUGGAUGUGCUGCGCUCUGAUGCUCGCCCGGGUUUUUCGGGGCUACGAAAACCUUAACGAUGGUGCCACAAGCUGGGCCACCGCUGUCCAGUACUUUGCGAUGUCCAUUGCCACUCUGAAUGCCAUCGUGCAAAGGGAUAGAGUAAUUGGACUUUUGCGAGUGGCCCACGCGGAUAUCCAGAACCUUAUUUCCGAAGCUGACGAUCGGGAGAUGGAGCUCCUGGCCGCCACACAGGUGUAUACGCGAAACAUUACCUUGACUCUGUGUGGACCCUCGUUCAUUGCGGGAUCGAUGGCAUAUUUGGACUGCAUCUAUAGGACUGUGUUUUUACCGAAAUCGGUGUUUAACAGUUCGGCGGUGCAGCGAGGGGAAGAACAGCCCAUCCUGAUGUUCCAACUGUUUCCCUUGAAAGAGGUGUGUGACAACUUCGUAGUGGGCUAUAUUGGAGCCUGGUACGCUCUGUCUCUUGGAAUGACGGCCAUCCCCAUGUGGCAUACCUUUAUCACUUGCCUCAUGAAGUACGUAAACCUCAGGCUGCAGAUACUCAACAAGCGGGUGGAGGAGAUGGAUAUAACACGAUUGAAUCCGAGAUUGAUAAUAGAUCGUCUAUCGCCAACCGAGCUAUCGCAUUGGAGAAAGCAACUCUUUAGGGAUUUCGUAGAGGAGCAUAUAAGGAUUCGGAAUUUAGUUCACGAGAUACAGCAUCUGAUCCGCGUGCCCGUCAUGCUAGAUUUUAUUAUCUUUUCGAUUUCCAUGUGCUUUCUCUUUUAUGCAUUGGCACUCGGCAUCUCCAGCAAGAUGGAUUACUUCUUUAUAGGUAUAUAUAUUUUUGUGAUGGCUGCCAUACUGUGGAUGUAUCAUUGGCAUGCCACUUUAAUUGUUGAAUGUAACGAUAAAUUGUCUUUUGCCUACUUUUCCUGUGGAUGGUAUAACUUCGAUGUCCCUUUGCAGCGGACGCUGCUCUUUGUGAUGAUGCACGCCCAGCGGCCGAUGAACAUGCGCGCCCUGCUGGUCGAACUGAAUCUAAGGACCUUCAUAGACAUUAUGCGUGGGGCCUACAGCUACUUCAAUCUGCUGCGUAGCUCCCACUAGUAUUAGAUGGCAAGCCUUUUCUCGGGCCUAAUCAAAUGCCGUUGCGCUUGUCAACUCGUUUGGCUAACAUGACAGUAAACAAGCCAUGCAAUUCAUUUUGCCCGGCACACACA
This is a messenger RNA of Drosophila elegans, 1379 nucleotides long. It is a transcript of the gene Or56a, whose product is annotated as odorant receptor 56a. Gene Ontology annotation, molecular function: olfactory receptor activity; odorant binding. The coding region runs from base 13 to 1266 and encodes 417 amino acids. NCBI's taxonomy places the organism in Eukaryota, Metazoa, Arthropoda, Insecta, Diptera, Drosophilidae. The transcript has 6 exons. Gene Ontology annotation, biological process: detection of chemical stimulus involved in sensory perception of smell; sensory perception of smell. The record is from RefSeq and is a predicted model, not a curated record. Gene Ontology annotation, cellular component: plasma membrane.